Homalodisca vitripennis (glassy-winged sharpshooter) is the source of this 3023-nucleotide messenger RNA. It is a transcript of the gene Mtpalpha, whose product is annotated as trifunctional enzyme subunit alpha, mitochondrial. NCBI's taxonomy places the organism in Eukaryota, Metazoa, Arthropoda, Insecta, Hemiptera, Cicadellidae. Gene Ontology annotation, cellular component: mitochondrial fatty acid beta-oxidation multienzyme complex; mitochondrion. The transcript has 12 exons. Bases 1 to 2862 code for a protein of 953 amino acids. Gene Ontology annotation, biological process: fatty acid beta-oxidation. The record is from RefSeq and is a predicted model, not a curated record. Gene Ontology annotation, molecular function: long-chain (3S)-3-hydroxyacyl-CoA dehydrogenase (NAD+) activity; enoyl-CoA hydratase activity; NAD+ binding.
AUGGAUUCACACCGGAAGUUCAUCGGAGAAAUAAAACAAAAAAACGAAGGAAGACAAGGGGAACAUAAUGAGCAAUCUGCACAACCCCAGAAACCUUCAUAUAAACAAGCAGUAUACGGUAUAAGGGUGGGGGUUCUACACUCCAAAUUUCCCGAGACCCUAUUCACGACAGGACAGAUAGAGGAGAUGCAGAGCUUCAUCCUGGAAGCUAUCGUGGAGGAACAGGAGGUUCCCAACUCUCCAAGAUUCUACGGUAUCAAAAGGAGACAAGGAGUUCUGAUCUUCAACUGUGAAAACACCAAUACCGCUGAAUGGCUUAAGGGAAAGCAAGGUUCCCUUAAGCCUUGGGAAGCCAGUCUGAGGAUUGUACCAGAGGAAGAAAUUCCACGUGCAAGAAUUGCGACUGUCUAUCUUCCUAAGAGUAUACAUGAAACCACCGACGAGAUUAUUAAGUUCUUGAAAGUACAAAACAAAGAGCUCUCUGUCGGAGAAUGGAACGUUCUGCGUAGAAGCGACGAGGGAAAGUCAGUACUACUUACCCUGGCAGUCAACUGCGCCACAGCAAUCAAACUUGAGAAGGAGGGUCCAUGGAUCGGCUACAAGUUUGGAAAAAUUCAGCUCAGACUGAAAAAGAAACACAAAGGAAACACGGAAAAACCUAAAAAGGUAGAGGAGACUUCAGAUAAAUCUGAGACAGUCACCACGGAAAAAAGCACCGCUGAAGAGAUAGAAGUGAAUGAUGCCAUGAAGGUGAACUCUCUCAGCAAGGAGGUGAUGAAGGAAUUGCAAGAAGCAGUGGACAGUGUUCAGAGGAAUCCAAGUGUCAGGGCAGCGGUCUUGAUAUCAGGGAAACCAGGAUGUUUCAUUGCGGGUGCGGACAUCGGAAUGCUGGAGUCUUGUAAAACGUACGAAGAAGUUCACCAAAUCUCCCGGGAAGGUCAGCAGAUCCUCAAUAGGCUUGAGAGUUCUUCAAAGCCAGUCGUGGCAGCUAUCAUGGGGUCUUGUUUAGGAGGAGGUUUGGAGGUGGCCCUUGCCUGCCACUACAGAGUGGCUGUGAAGGACAAGAAGACCGCCCUUGGACUGCCGGAAGUAAUGUUAGGGCUGCUGCCCGGAGGAGGAGGCACUCAGCGUCUACCGAAACUGGCCGGUAUCCCGGCAGCCUUGGAUCUGGAGCUGACUGGUAAGACUGUCAAGGCAGAUCGGGCAAAGAAGAUGAAAAUCGUUGACCUUCUCGUCGACCCUUUGGGUCCUGGACUUGGCACACCUGAACAACGAACAAUGGAGUACUUAGAGGACAUUGCUGUUCAGAGUGCAAGAGCUCUAGCUUCAGGUGAACUCAAAGCAGACAGGAAAAAAUCUCUGAUGGAUAAAAUUAUGAACCUUGCAUUCCAGUACGAUUGGGUAAAAGACCAAGUAUUCAAAAAAGCCAAAGGUCAAGUCAUGAAGCUCACAGGCGGACUUUAUCCUGCUCCUCUGAAGAUUCUGGAAGUGAUCCGUGUCGGUGUGGAUAAAGGGCCCGAUGCCGGGUAUGAGGCCGAGAGCAAGGGAUUCGCAGAAUUGGCCAUGACACCUCAGAGUAAAGGCCUGAUGGGACUGUUCAGAGGCCAAACUGAGUGCAAGAAGAACAGAUUCGGAACACCUAAACAGGAAAUCAAGACCGUUGCAGUGCUGGGAGCUGGACUGAUGGGAGCCGGUAUCGCUCAAGUCUCAGUGGACAAGGGGUACAAUGUUAUUCUCAAGGACACAUCCGAUGCAGGCUUGAUGCGAGGCAUCGGUCAAAUUUAUACAGGAUUGGACGGAGGUGUCAAAAGGAAAAAGAUUGAUGCAUUGGAAAGAGACAGAUUUUUAGCCAAUGUGGACGGUACGCUGGACUAUAAGAAGUUCAAGAAUGCAGAUAUUGUUAUUGAAGCUGUGUUUGAAGACAUUUCAAUUAAACACAAAGUGAUCAAAGAGCUGGAAGCAGUGGUGCCACCUCAUUGUAUCAUUGCGUCCAACACCAGCGCAAUUCCGAUCUCCAAGAUUGCAGAGGCCAGCAAGAAUCCUGAGAAGGUGAUUGGCAUGCACUACUUCUCACCGGUGGACAAGAUGCAGCUGUUGGAGAUCAUAGCCACAGACAAGACAUCGCAGGACACAGCGGCUGCUGCAGUAGCUGUAGGUCUUAAACAGGGCAAGAUAGUCAUCACAGUGAAGGAUGGCCCUGGAUUCUACACCACCAGGAUCCUCACCACCAUGGCCGCCGAGGGUCUUAGACUCCUGCAGGAAGGAGUGGAUCCCAAAGAUUUAGACAAGAUGACGAAAAAGUUUGGGUUCCCUGUUGGUGCAGCCACACUCUCAGACGAAGUUGGCAUUGAUGUUGGGGCCCACAUCGCGCGAGACUUGGGCGCUGUCUUUGGUGACAGAUUUGUGGGUGGCAACAUUGGUGUUCUCCAUGAUAUGGUGGCGGCUGGAUUCUUGGGUCGCAAAUCUGGCAAAGGAUACUUUGUCUACAAGAAGGGCACCAAGGACAGACCGGUCAACGAAGGUGCUCUCAAUAUCUUGAAGAAGUACAAGUUGACUCCUCCAAGUGCACAGGAUGAAGAAGACAUGCAACUCAGGAUGGUGUCGAGAUUCGUCAAUGAAGCUGUCCUGUGCUUACAGGAAGGCAUUCUGAAUGGACCAGUUGAAGGAGACAUUGGUGCUGUGUUUGGCUUGGGCUUCCCACCAUUCACCGGCGGACCGUUCCGGUGGGUGGACGCCUACGGUGCUAACAAACUUGUAGACAAGAUGAUGAAGUACAAAGGAGAGUACGGCGUGGCCUUCACUCCCUGCCAACUGCUAGUCGACCACUCCAAGGAUUCGUCCAAGAAGUUCUACCCAAAUUAAGACUGAUAAUAAGAUAACCUCAUGCAUGUUAAUGUACACGGUGUGCUAUUCUGUCUGUCGCAGCGUUUAAAGUGUGCCUCAGAAGCCUGUAUUUUUUAAUACUAUCUUGUAAUAAUUAUUGUUGUUAAAAACUUUUAAAUACAUUUAUAUUGUUAUUUUUU